Molecule: messenger RNA, 3954 nt
Organism: Chara braunii
Lineage: Eukaryota; Viridiplantae; Streptophyta; Charophyceae; Charales; Characeae
Source: the annotation of a GenBank genome assembly
CACGACUAAAUAGGAAAUAUACUUUUUCGGAUAAGUUUUCCUCCUAUCUUGGAAAUGUAGGUGGAAAGGUAGGGCACGACUAGAUAGUAAAUAUACUUUUGCCAACAACAUUUAUGCUUGAUCAUGCAGCAUCCAAAACUACUCUCUCCCCCGGAACAUAACACAGUGCACCUUGAUAUUGAACGUAUACAAGCUGUCUCUCAAAUCCGAUACAAUCGAGAUGAGGGUGCGUUGCAUUCCGGGCAAGAUGUGUACAGCUGUUAAGAAGCCGACAGGACGAAAACAAGGAGAAUGCUCGGCUUACAUUCCUUCAACAGUGGGGCUCAGUCUGGGACAACCACUGCGGCUUUCCCUGGGAUCGAGGAUGGGUGUACAUCACCUUCACACUGUUUGCCGCAUGCGAACCAGCAAUUCGACCAAGACCUCAAAUCAGGGACGGGGAUUUGGGCGAAGCCAGAAAACAGCAGGGCGACAGUCGCGCACACGAGAGGCAACGGACACAGUGGAGAACCAGGAUCUGGAGUUGAAUGGCAAGAUCGUAGAUGGGAUCGGGGCAGGAGUAGCUGGUGAUAGAGGAGGAAGGGAAUCUGGAGAGGAGACCGUAACAGCAACGGCAUCGGUUGCUCAAGAAGAGGUCGCUCAGCCUCCAGCUCCUGAGGACACUGGGAUUUCUGUGGAUGAUUUGAUGGCAAUGAUUCGAGAUGCUGAAAAGAACAUUCUUAUGCUGAACAGGGUGAGGGUGCGGGCUGUGGAAGAGCGUGAACAAAUCCGGGCAGAGAACCAGAUGUUGCAAGGGCAGGCCAAAGUCUUGACAGCUCGCUUGGCUGAGGCGGAGGCAAAAGCAAAACUGACAUCUCAACUGAAGGCAAAGAAUCAACUGCUUGAAGAACAGCUCAGCUCUCUUCAGGCCAAACUGGAAGCAAGUGUAAAUGGGUCAUCUGGUAUAACUUUGGAGGCAAUCAGGACUGACAAUGAGGCUCUGGUAGAUCAGAACACAAAACUUCAAGCCAAGGUGAGAGAGCUGAAAGAGUUUGUGCAGCAACUCAAUCAGGCAGAAUCGACGAAUUCAUCGCUUAGAGAACAGCUUGAGAUGAUGCGAGCACAGUUGGCAGAGGCACAGUUGAAGGAGAAACUGUCUUCCGAGGCGAAAUCGCAGAGUGAGGUUUUGCAAGAACAAGUGGGGCAGCUGCAGGCCCGUGGCAUGGAGUCCGAUAUGAAGAUUCGAACACUGGAACAGGCCUUGGUUCAGAGCAGAGAAGCCGAGGACGAGGUGAGAGCGCUUAGGAUCGCAUUAUUGGACUCGAAGAAAACGGUUGCCAAAACUGCUGAUGAGCUGGAGAAAGUUCAGGAGCAGCUGCAACUGGCGACGGCAAGCCUUGCGGAGAAGGAGGCAGAGAGGGAGUUGUGGAGUCGGGUUCAAGCAGAAAACGAGGUCUUACGCGAUCAAGUCGACAUGCUGAAAGACAGGUUACGCGAUGUCGAUAUUGAGUUGCGAGAUCAACUUGAGAGAUACAAAGCAGAGGUGGCGUAUUUUCAGGAGAGUAUGGAGGAUCUGCGUUCCACUAGUGUAGACGUGGAUGGCAAGGUUCCAGUGGGCGAGAUGCCGUGGGACUUCUGGAGCAACUUGCUUCUGCGAAUUGAUGCCUUAGCUCUGAGUGAACUCAUCACAGCAGAUGAAGGUAUAGAGUUGCGGAUGCUUGCCUGGGAGAGGGACCUGCGUAUCCGUGAUGCCUUUCUAGCGGUGCAAGAGGAAGCUGACAACCAAGUUGCAAACUCGCUGCGAAGCCUCCUGAAGUCAAAGCAGAGGCCUGGUAUGCAUAUCAUCCAUAUUGCAGCAGAGAUGGCUCCUGUAGCAAAGGUUGGUGGUCUUGCUGAUGUAGUGACAGGCUUGGGGCGAGCUCUCCAGAAGAAAGGACAUUUGGUAGAGUUCAUCCUUCCCAAGUAUGACUGUAUGGACUACAGCCGAAUCAAGGGGUUAAAGGUCAUGGACUUCGAUUUAUUCUCCUACUUCAAUGGGGAGGCAUUCAAAAACAAAGUAUGGAGAGGGGUAGUGGAAGGUUUGCCCGUGUAUUUUAUCGAACCUCUUCAUCCUGGGCGCUUCUUUUGGCGGAGGAGUUACUAUGGUUGCCAUGAUGAUUUUGAGCGGUUCACAUACUUUUGCCGUGCGGCGUUGGAGUUUUUGUUAAAAACCAACAAACGACCAGACAUCGUUCACUGCCAUGACUGGCAGACAGCAGCUGUGCCUCCUUUAUAUUGGGAUAUCUAUGCUCCUCAAGGGCUGAAUUCUGCCCAGGUGGCUUUCACUUGCCACAACUUUGAGUACCAGGGUGCUGCUCCUCCCGCUUCGCUGAAUGCUUGUGGCCUCCACAGCCACAGAUAUCAUCGGCCAGAUCGGAUGCAAGACAACUUCGCCCCGGACAGGAUAAAUCUUCUGAAGGGUGGGAUUGUCUAUUCGAACAUCGUAACGACUGUGUCGCCAACAUAUGCACAAGAAGUCCGUGGGCCAGAGGAAGGGAGGGGAUUGCAUGUCACUCUGGGACAGCAUGCCUCAAAGUUCUACGGAGUCCUGAAUGGAAUCGAUAAUGAGGUUUGGUGUCCUUCAACAGACCCACUGCUGGAGUACCAGUACAGUCCCGACGAUCUUGGUGGGAAAUUCGCCAACAAAAUGGCACUCAGGGCAAGGUUAGGGAUGUCCUGUACAGGGGCCGAUGCUGAAAAGCCAUUGGUUGGCUGCGUAACAAGGCUUGUUCCGCAGAAAGGGGUUCAUCUGAUCCAGCAUGCGAUUUAUCGGACGGCAGAGCUAGGUGGCCAGUUUGUUCUUCUGGGAUCGAGUCCAGUUCCUCAUAUUCAGGCACAAUUUGAGGGAGUUGCUCGUGAAUUCGAGAAUCAUCCCCAUGUGAGGCUUAUUCUUAAGUAUGACGAAAGUCUUGCACAUGCGAUAUAUGGCGCUUCGGACAUUUUUGUUAUACCGUCUAUUUUCGAGCCAUGUGGUCUGACACAGCUCAUUGCGAUGCGAUACGGUUCUGUUCCAGUUGCAAGAAAGACCGGUGGUCUCAACGACAGGUACAGGAUUCUGAACCUGGUCCAAUCUGGUCUCAACUUUGCGUUGGAUCGAGCUCUCGGCUAUUUCAUGGAGAGCAGGGAGUGGUGGACCGAAUUGGUGACGAAGGUCAUGCAAAUGGAUUUCAGCUGGGAUAAGCCUUGUGAGGAGUACAUUGAUCUGUACCAAGCAGCGCUGGCAAGGCGAACUGUUCGGUAAUGCAAGCGGCAAUUGUGGGUCGACGCUGGCGAGAAGGCAGGCAGGCUGGCUGGCUGGCUGGCUGGCUGGCUGGUUGGUUGGCAAGCAUUUCCCCCCCCCCCCCUCCUUAUCUCCCGACGUGCUUGUACGUCCAUACUUCAAGUUCGUCGCAUUGUCUUGUGCGUACUCGGUCCCCCACAUACUGGUGAGGUAAUCAGCUCACCACACUGACUCUCUCCCUCAUGUAGGCAGGUGAUUUUACCUCAUAGCAUCCUAGUAGACUCCUAGCACAUGCGAAGAACACCCUCGCGCUCUCUUUCUCUCAAGGGCAAUCAGCACACCUCAGGUUCGGGUUGUCAGACCAGUCACCUCCCAGCGACAGGCUCUCAGAUCCGUCCUCCUCCUUAAUGUUUAGUUUCUAUGAGCAAUCACCAUACCGCUGUGUUGUUUGUGCAAUGCCAGUUGCAAUAGACGUCCGCUGCGAAGCUCAAAUAUUCUGGUAGGUUUAAGUUAUUCAUUCACCUCAUGGGGAGCAACCAUCGGGAGCACUCACAGGACGCCUGAAGUUACAUCACACAACUGUAUUAUAUCUAUUGCAAGUAGUAGCCAUAGUUUUGUGAACUGUGAAUCUGUGGAAGCUGUGCUCCCUUCUCUCCCUCCCCUACGUCGCCCCCUUCCUGCUCCUCUCUGGACAUCCUCUAUGAUGUUUGUUACUU